AUGACCUCCAAGCUCCCUUCCCACUGUCAAUCUAUGAAGGGUCUCCUGCUCAACCACUUGCCAGCCGAGCGCCCGGCCGACCCUCCCCGCUAUUCCCGCAUCAAGAACUGGCAGACGGGCACCAUCCUCUACGACACCCUCAGCGCCCAGGCCAGGCAGGAGGUGCCCUGCAACGGGAAACGAUGCCUGGGCGCCGCCAUGCUGCCCAAGCAGAUGCUAGCCCGGUGCGACGGUGCCCGAUCGGAGGAAGAGCUGCUGAGCCUCGCCCGGGACUUCCUCGCCCUCUACUAUGGCUCCAUGAGGCGGGCCGAGUCGCAAGCCCACCACCAGCGCCUCCAGGAGGUGGAGCGGCAGAUCGCCGCCACGGGCACCUACCAGCUGCUGGAGGCGGAGCUGGUCUUCGGCGCCAAGCACGCCUGGCGCAACGCCCCUCGCUGUCUGGGACGCAUCCAGUGGAACAAGCUGCAGGUCUUUGACGCCCGGGACAUCACCAGCGCCCAGGAGAUGUUCACCUUCCUGUGUAACCACAUCAACUACGCCACCAACCGGGGCAAUCUCCGGUCGGCCAUCACCGUCUUCCCGCCGCGGCUGGCGGGACGGGGCGACUUCCGCAUCUGGAAUCAGCAGCUGAUCCGGUACGCCGGCUACCCACAGCCCGACGGCAGCGUCCUGGGAGACCCGGCCAACGUGGAGAUCACCGAGCUCUGCAUGCAGUACGGCUGGCGUCCCCCCUACGGCCGUUUCGACGUCCUCCCGUUGCUCCUGCAAGCGCCAGACGAGGACCCCGAGCUUUUCGUCCUACCUCCCGAGCUGGUGCUGGAGGUGCCCAUCGUCCACCCCACGCUGCUGUGGUUUGAGGAGCUGGGACUCCGCUGGUACGCCCUGCCGGCCGUGGCCAACAUGCUGCUGGAAAUCGGCGGUCUGGAGUUCCCAGCCGCCCCCUUCAGCGGCUGGUACGUGGGCUGCGAGAUCGGCAUGCGGGACUUUUGCGACGCCCACCGCUACAACCUCUUGCAGGGGGUGGCUGAGAAGAUGGGGCUGGACACCGGGACCACCCUCUCCCUCUGGAAGGACAAGGCGGCGGUGGAGAUGAACGUGGCCGUGCUGCACAGCUUCCAGCUGGCCAAAGUGACCGUCGUGGACCACCACGCGGUGGCCGAGUCCUUCAUGAAGCACCUGGAGAACGAGCAGCGCAUCCGGGGGGGCUGCCCGGCCGACUGGAUCUGGCUGGUGCCCCCCAUCUCCGGCAGCCUCACCCCCGUCUUCCACCAGGAGCUGGUCAACUACCAGCUCUCCCCCGGCUUCCGAUACCAGGCUGACCCCUGGAAGUCCUACAUCCCCAAAGGGACCACCAUCACCCGGAAGAAGACCUUCAAGGAGAUCGCCAACGCCGUCAAGAUCUCCGCCAAGCUGAUGGGCCACGUGAUGGCCCAACGGGUCAAGGCCACCAUCCUCUACGCCUCGGAGACGGGCAAGUCCAAGGCCUACGCCUUCAGCCUGAAGGAGCUCUUCCAGUCGGCCUUCGCCCCCAAGGUGAUGUGCCUCGACGAAUACGACGUGGUGUCCUUGGAGCACGAGACCCUCGUUCUGGUGGUCACCAGCACCUUCGGCAACGGAGACCCUCCGGAGAACGGAGAG
Protobothrops mucrosquamatus (brown spotted pit viper) is the source of this 1638-nucleotide messenger RNA. It is a transcript of the gene NOS3, whose product is annotated as nitric oxide synthase 3. Gene Ontology annotation, biological process: nitric oxide biosynthetic process. The record is from RefSeq and is a predicted model, not a curated record. Gene Ontology annotation, molecular function: FMN binding; nitric-oxide synthase activity. The transcript has 13 exons. NCBI's taxonomy places the organism in Eukaryota, Metazoa, Chordata, Lepidosauria, Squamata, Viperidae. The annotation marks the transcript as partial.